AUGACUACUGCAAACCCGGAAAUAUGGGUAACAUCGAAUUUUAAUCACAAUGGAAUUAUGAACCAAAAUACAAUGUCUAAUGGUUUUAAUGAGAGUAACAAUAGCAGUAUAAAUGCAAUAACCCCUAUUACUGAUACUACAACUACUAUUACUACCAUUUCAACUAAUAGUAGUAAUGUUAGUAAUAUUAAUACGGUUCUCAUAUCAGAUACAGAUUUGCAAACAUAUUCAAGUACUAAGUUUAUUUGUUCCAGUCCAAAUCGUAAUGAACUAAAUCAAAGUAUGAAUAUUCAUUUGAAAAAUAAUCAUACACAUAAUCCUCCAGUAACAUUGAUCUCCACUGAUCAAAAUUCAAAUAAAUCAGCUGACAAUUCAAAACUAUCUGCCUAUUGUACACAAAAUAAAAGCAGAAAUGAUCCUAAUUUUAUUAAAAUCAAUCUAUUGCGUUGUAAUGAAUGUCAGUCAAUUAUAUUUGAUCAAUAUUAUCAUAGUAUAGAUGAUCUUACAUGGCAUCAAAAUUGUUUAAGAUGUUUUGAUUGUGGAUUUGUGCUCACAGAACGAUGUUACACAAAGGAUGGUCAUUUAUACUGUCGAGAAGAUUUUAUCAAAAAUUUCGGUCCAAAAUGUUCAGCUUGUCACAAACUUAUUCGGAAUGGCGAACUUGUCCGAUUUGCUCGUCAUUAUGUAUAUCAUAUCAACUGUUUUCAAUGUGCAAUUUGUAAGAAACAAUUCACUACAGGUGAUCAAUAUUAUCUUUUAUAUAGUGACAAGUUUUUAAUAUGUCGUGAACAUUACUAUGAAAGUGGCAGUUCAUUAAUACCACAAAUAUCAACAACAAGAACUUCAUCAGAAAUGGAUUUAUUAUCAAUUCUUACGAAUUCUAGUUCUUCUAUCAAAGAUGUUAUGAAAACGGAUCGGAAGUCAGAAUCCCCUAUUACAUUGUCUAAUUCUGUUAACUGUGAGUUAUCAGUCAAUAAUGAUAAUUGUAUACAAAACAUUUAUGAUUGUGAAACCAAUACAAAUAUGAAAAAUCAGUUAGAACGGUUGAAAGUUUUCAAGCAAGAUGACAUUUCAGAUCCAAUUAAUCAGAUGAAUUCAUCUUUAUCUGAGGCAUCUAUGUUUUCAUCCACUCAGUCUUUGUCUUCAGUACCAUCACUACUGGUACUAUGUUCCACUCCGUCUUCCACAUCAACGGCAGCAACAACAACUCCCCAGUAA
Molecule: messenger RNA, 1218 nt
Organism: Schistosoma intercalatum
Lineage: Eukaryota; Metazoa; Platyhelminthes; Trematoda; Strigeidida; Schistosomatidae
Source: the annotation of a GenBank genome assembly